This is a messenger RNA of Pieris rapae (cabbage white), 1945 nucleotides long. RefSeq names its product prostatic acid phosphatase. The record is from RefSeq and is a predicted model, not a curated record. The transcript is spliced from 8 exons. Gene Ontology annotation, molecular function: phosphatase activity. The coding region runs from base 456 to 1667 and encodes 403 amino acids. Lineage: Eukaryota; Metazoa; Arthropoda; Insecta; Lepidoptera; Pieridae. Gene Ontology annotation, biological process: dephosphorylation.
GCACCUACUAAUUACUAUGACAAGCUAACAAAUCUAGAUAUAUCUAGAGAUACUUUAUUAGUACUAUAUCAUUACAAGAAAAUGUAUAAUGUUUUCUCAAAUGAAACAUACUUAUUAAAUUUAUUUAAGUUUUUUUAUGUAGUCGAUGGAUCAAAAUUAUUAAAAAAUUAAGUGCUCAGAUAAAGUAUAUUAUUGUUAAUAACUAAAUAAUGGUAUAGAAUCAUAGAAAACGUUUUAUUAUCAAUUAUUAGUAAACUGCAUUAGCAUCAAUGCGUCUUUGAGUGUUUCUAGUUUAGCGUUUGUGACUGCGUUAGUUUUUUGCAUAGUAAAACGUUAUAUUAUUGCUUCGGUUAAAGUUAUACAUCGUCAAUACAUUGACACGGUUAUUACGCCGGUCAAUAAAAGUAGUCAUUUUUUACUGUUGGAAAAUAACUUGCAACCUACCUCGCCAAACAAUGCAUAAAUAUCUACCAUUAUUGAGUCUUAUUAUUCAUUAUUCCACUUGUAAUGAAUACAAACUCAACUAUGCAGCUGUUAUAUAUCGACAUGGUGAUAGGACACCGGUCGACACAUAUCCAACAGAUCCUUGGGGUGAUGAAUCAUUCUGGCCGGUAAAAUUUGGAGAGCUGACUAACAUUGGCAAAAUGCAACACUACAAAUUGGGACAAUGGCUUAGACAGAGAUAUGUGAAUUUCAUUGCUAAUGAAUUUGAUCCAGAAGCUGUCUAUGUUAGGUCCACUGAUGUUGAUCGUACACUUAUGUCAGCUCAGGCUAACUUAGCUGGUAUGUACCCACCAGAUGAGAAUUCUACUUGGAAUCCCAAAUUAUUCUGGCAACCUAUACCUGUACAUACAGUGCCAGAGGUAAAUGAUGAAAUUUUAGCAAUGAAAAAGGAGUGUAAAGUGUAUGAAAAGUUGAAAAAAGUUUAUUUGGAUUCAGAAGUUUAUAAAAAUCGUUUAAGGCAAUAUGAGGACCUUAUGGACUACCUCACAAAAUAUACUGGUAGAAAAAUCAGAGACUAUGAGGAUAUUGUAUCAAUUUACAGUACCUUAAAAAUUGAAGCUCUUUAUAACUUUACAUUGCCAAAUUGGACACACGCAGUGUUCCCUGAUAAAAUGAAGAGUCCUGCUUGUUACAGCUUCACUACCGCCACAGCAACUCCAGCAAUGACACGCUUUAUGAUUGGGCCAUUGGUGAAACAUAUUUUAAAGCAAGCAUUAAGUGUUAUAUUAGGAAAAAGCAAAUUACGAUUAUCUAUUUAUAGUGGACAUGAUUUCACUGUUGGUAAUGUUUUAAAUGGAUUUGGUGUUUAUGAUGGAAAUUGCCCUGAAUAUACAUCAACAAUACUUUUCGAAUUCAUUGAAACAGAUUCUGGAUAUUAUAUUCAACUUUCAUAUAGAAAUAGUACUGAGAUUGUAGAACCUCAUGUAUUAAACAUUCCUAACUGUGGAGAAUUGUGCCCACUGGAUCACUUUAUAAAAUUAUAUGAAGACAUUAUAACUGUUGACUGGGAAACAGAAUGUGAAGAAGAGUAUGGGUGGUUUAUGUUCUUUUGUGGAAUUAUAAUUUUCUCUUUCCUUUAUGCAAUUGUGAAGGCAGUUUAUAAGAAAAAAGAUCAAUUCUCAGAGGAAUACUUAAAAUCUAAACUUCUCCUUAACCGCUUUUAAAAUGGUGGGAAGUGGAUAACUAUUGGUUAAAGCGCAACUCAAUUGAUCAUCUAUAAUUCAGAAUAACUCAUUUUUGCAUUUAUAUAUAGUGCUAUUUGCGACUAAAUCAUGAUUAUCCAUUAAUAUUUUUGGUAAAUCUGCACAUUGUUAUAUUAUAUCUUGCCAAUUCAAAAUGUUAGAUAAGAUUAAUAUGUGUGUGUUAUACAUAGUUGGAAAGUUCAUACAAGUUUUUCUUAAGAAAUUAUUUUUAUACUGAAUAAUAAGACAGGUUAAUAUAU